AUGUCGAGUGCAGCAAUCGAGACAGAAAUCAACAAAUGGAGACUGUGGGGCGUCAACAGAUUCCUCGAGGUGAACACUGCCUUGUCACUAAAGCAAGAAAAGAACGGCGAGCCACCAACCCUUGAUCUGGUCAGAUCCUUAUACCAUGGAGAUGAGAAGGAAGCCAAGACACUCUUGCAGGAAGCUCGAUCUUCGCUCAAAGACAUGGACAUGAUAUGGGUUAUAUUCGGAGCUUGCGAGCUUCUCAACGACUUCCCACUGCGAACCUCCAAGAAGAAUGGAUCUGUGCUCCUCAAGCAUAGCGACGUCUUUCGCACAUUCGGGAAGAAAACUUCUCAAGGUACCAAGCUUUACACCGAAGCUGGUGAGGCCUACCUGCGUUUUCGAAGGAUCAGAGACCUCAAUACUCUGCCUAUGCUCCAGUUCACCAAAGAUUACCUGCCUGCGGGAUGGAUGGAGUACACAUCCUACAGAUCAAACAUCAGCCAACAAUCAGAAUCGAGUACUGAUGCCAGCUUACCGAUCUUUGACAUUCUUAUGUCUACAAGUCUCGACCUCUUUGAGCAGAUUGACGCAGAAACCACUGAAUCAACCAAGCCUCCCCCAUUCGUUUCACAAACCCUCCUCGAACUGAUCAAACAUACGAGCUACACAGACUACAACACAAGCGAACAGGGCUGGAGUGACAGCAAGAAACUGGAUGAAAUGAAGGAUGAAGAUAUGCGCUACCUAAUCGUUAGGCUCCAAGGAGGUCACUCUCCAGAAACCGAGAAGCAAUGGAGCGAAAACCUAGAGUUGGACCCAUCAAUCAUUGGCUUCUUGUCUUUCAUGAUCACAGAAGAAGAAGAAGAAAAUGUCGCCUACAUCUACGAAAUCCACAUCUCCGAGCACUUCCGGGCCUGUGGUCUGGGACGACACCUCUUCGGUCUGGUCGAAAACAUCGGUAGAGCCACUGGUAUGGACAAAACAAUGCUCACCGUCUUCACACGUAACACGCACGCACGAAGAUGGUACGACUCACGCGGAUACGAAGUAGAUGAGAUCAGUCCAAGGCCAAGAAAACUCAGGGGGGGAAGAUCUAUUGAACCAGAAUAUGAGAUUCUAAGCAAGCGUCUCCAGGAACACGCGAACAAGAAGACCAAGUCAUGA
Molecule: messenger RNA, 1149 nt
Organism: Aureobasidium uvarum
Lineage: Eukaryota; Fungi; Ascomycota; Dothideomycetes; Dothideales; Saccotheciaceae
Source: the annotation of a GenBank genome assembly